AGUUCUUUAAUUGGAGGCUGCUUUGGAGGAAAUAAAAAAAGGAAUCGUUGUAAUGUUUCUGAGGUGAAUGGUCAACGUGCUUGCAAUCAAUCAAUUUAACUUAAUUUUAUGGAGUUUACUAAGUGUCCCAGGAUUUCCUGGCUCGAGUUUCUGAAGUACAGAGUCUUAAACAAUCACAUCUUCGCUUCGAAUAGAAUCUCCCCAGAUCCAGCGACAGGUCUAUGGGCCUCGCCACCUGACCUUGCUGUUGGAGCUGCAUAUACUUCCAAAGCGGCAGAGAAAAAAAGGCGAUCCGCGGCGCCAAAAGUCUCCGUUCCGAAGGUCCCGCGGUCGGCCCCGCCCCCAGUGAGCGCGGUCGCGUCACGUGACAUCAGACGCCCUCCCGGAAGUGCUGCAGCGGAAACGGUGGGGGCGUGUCUCCAGGUCACCCGGCGGCGUGUAGUUACCGGAGAAACGCGGGAAGUGGGGUCCAGGCACGGUUCUCUCCACCGUUAAGGCUGUUUCAGUUCCAGCGCGAGCGGGUAGCCCGGCCGAGGCGUCGGGUGCGACGCCAUGGAAGUGGUGGAGGCCGCCGCUGCGCAGCUGGAGACUCUGAAAUUCGAAAAGCAGUGUGAGUUUAAACUUUUCCUUUCCUACAGUGAAACAGAUUCAGAUAGUUCAAGCUCUUCCUCUUCCUCAUCAUCAUCCUCAUCUUCCUCUUCCUCUCGAAUAUUAGUUCCUCCAGUGCUGUCAGAUGGAGAUGAAGAUGUACAAGUUGAGAAGGAAAAUAAGAAUUUUCCUCUUAUUAAAACAAAAGAUGAAUUACUUAUUAACGAACUACCUUCAGUUGAAGAACUCACUAUUAUUUUGCCUGAAGAUAUUGAAUUAAAGCCUCUUGGGAUGGUUUCAAGUAUUAUUGAACAAUUAGUAAUAAUUGAAUCUAUGCCUAAACUACCUCCAGUUAAUGAGGAGACUAUAAUUUUUAAAAGCGAUCGGCAGACAGCAGGGAAGAUAUUUGAGAUAUUUGGACCUGUUGCACAUCCAUUUUAUGUAUUACGGUUUAAUUCUUCAGAACACAUUGAGAGUAAAGGUAUUAAAAUGAAGGACACUAUGUAUUUUGCUCCAUCAAUGAAAGACUUCACCCAAUAUGUAUUCACAGGAAAACAGGAGAAGGGAUCGGAUGCAUCAUGGGAAAAUGAUCAAGAACCACCACCAGACGCCUUAGAUUUCAGCGAUGAUGAAAAGGAAAAAGAAGCCAAACACAGAAAAAAAAAUCGCAUUCAAGGCCGGAAAAAAUUUAAAUCUCAAUUUAAUGAGUCAGGUGAAGAUUUUGCAGAAGUACAUCAGAAUUGGAAUGCUCAUAGCUCUGCUUCAGAGCAUUCACAAGGAUAUCAAAACAGAGAAUUCACGCCAGGAUUUUCCCGGGGUAGAUAUCCUCGACCUUGCCAUGGCAGGCCCCCACCUCCACAGUUUUAUAACUCAGAGCAUAUGGUACCUCAGGAGACUUCAGGAUUUCCACCUCAGAGACAAGAUAAUCUUAUGCCACAGUAUCCCUUUCCUCCUCCAGUGUUUGACAUGCAUAAUUUUUCACUCCCUCCUCCACUACCACCACCACCUCCACCUCCACCACCUGCAUUUGUAAACAUGGGUUGGCCUACACCUAACAUGCCACCUCAUCCAUUAUUUCCCAUACCAUACUCCAUACCCCCACCUCCUCCCCCUCCACCCCUGCCUCCCUCUUCCUCUUCUGGAGAUAGUAAUUCUUCUCAUUUUGGAUCUUACUAUUAGGUAAAUAUGUGCAUUACCAGAGAAAUGUAUAGAUUUUUUUUUUAUAUAUGGGAAAGCUUUUUCUUUUAUAUGGGAAGAAUUUUUUUUUAAGAGAUUAUGGAUCUAGAUUUUUAAAACAUUGUGAAAAACUGAAUGUUUCCUUUAGUUGUAAGUUGAUAUAUAUUUAUAACCUUUGUGAAAUUGUAUCCAUAUGAAAACUUCACUUUAGAUUUGUAGGGGAAAUUACAGUUAUGUAAUAUUUAAUUAAAACUGUUAAUCCAUGUAUAAUAAACUAUAUUUAGGUUUAAGAAUAGAUUCUGGAGCAACUUUCAUCAUGGAUGAAAACAUACUGAACAUACUGAUUUUCUUGUCGGUAUAUCUGAAAAUAGGAUGUUGAAGUCUUAUUGAGAGUCUUUAAAAUAAACUAUUUUUAUAAAUUUA
Myotis brandtii (Brandt's bat) is the source of this 2187-nucleotide messenger RNA. It is a transcript of the gene NAF1, whose product is annotated as nuclear assembly factor 1 ribonucleoprotein. Gene Ontology annotation, biological process: box H/ACA snoRNP assembly; pseudouridine synthesis; ribosome biogenesis. The record is from RefSeq and is a predicted model, not a curated record. Gene Ontology annotation, molecular function: RNA binding. Gene Ontology annotation, cellular component: sno(s)RNA-containing ribonucleoprotein complex. Lineage: Eukaryota; Metazoa; Chordata; Mammalia; Chiroptera; Vespertilionidae. The transcript has 10 exons. Bases 553 to 1767 code for a protein of 404 amino acids.